Amoebophrya sp. A25 is the source of this 9779-nucleotide messenger RNA. The record is from the annotation of a GenBank genome assembly. NCBI's taxonomy places the organism in Eukaryota, Dinophyceae, Syndiniales, Amoebophryaceae.
AGGAUAACUUUGGUCAUUGACAUUGUGGCCUGCUGAUGCGAAUUUGAUUGCGCGGCUUAAGGCUAAGCAUUCACCCUUGUUACCCUAUAGCUAUACCUUCAACACAUAGACGAAUAUCUCGAAGACUCUUUGUUUGUAGGGCUAUAAAAAGUCCUUUCGACAUCAUCGUGGUUCGUAUUUUAUAGUGUACAACACAUUCUCGCUCAUCAAACGGAGCAGCUAUCAUCUUCGGAUCUACAUCUAGAUCUACCAGAAGAUCGUAAAUGAUUUGAACCUGCAACUUCGUUCAUCAUGGAAUAAACAUAAGUGGUAAUUUCAUUGAUGUACUGUUGCUAGUCGUUUUUACAUUGAAGAUCAUUGCAGUAGCAUUGGCACGCAUAUUGACUCUACUUUUUACUGAUUUCAUCAAUUCCGCCACGAGUUCAUUUCAUUUUCGUUCAUCUUCAUACUUUUUGUAAUACUUUUAUCCUUCCAGCACUUACACCACCUACACGCACAAUUAUUGUCUCUUCUAUAUACACGUCUCUCGAUCUUGUUCGAAGACCACUGAAGAACAACUAAAAAAAUACUUAGAAUCAGAACAUCGUCUUCGUCAAAAAGAAAACCUCAAACACCAUGAGUCGUUAUUCAAACGGAAGCACCAGAAGCAGCCAGAUGGAUGAGGACGGCGAUACUUGCUGCAGCGGUCUUCUGGGGAUGGUCCCUGAAGGAGACGGAUCUGGAGCUGGUGGGCGAGCAAGCACCGGACGAGCAAGCACCCGACGAGGAAGCACCAGAAGCAGCCAGAAGGAUGAGGACGGCGGUCCUUGCUGCAGCAGUCUUCUGCGGAUGUUCCUUGAAGGAGACGGAUCUGCAGCUGGUGGACGAGCAAGUCGUCGAAAUGGAAAUGGUUCCGCUCCUGGUUCUUCUUUCCAAGCAGCUAUCCAGGGCAACUACGCCAGUUUGAUUCCUUCCUGCCUUCAGGUUGAACAAAUCGAAGUGCGCAAGGGAGCCCUGAUCGAUUGCGUCAUCUUUCAGAUGCGCGAUGGCACUCGCAAUGUCUGCGGGAAUGAGGAAGGAGGCGACGCCCAAGACCCAUUUGUUCUCGAAGAUGAAGAAUUCAUUUGCUCAAUGUGUCAGGUGUCGCAGUUCAUUCACUGGGCUGGGGGUGAUGCCCUCAUCUACCUCGCCUUCCGCACAAACAAGGGUCGCAACUUCUCGGUCGGGGAUGCUAAUUCUGUCGACCAUGGAAACAAAACCUUUUGGAACGCUCCCUUUGGAAAAGUUGCUGUCGGUGUCGAACUGGUCGAUGAAGACUUGGAAGGCCGCAUUUGUCCUCCUUUGAAAGGGCUGAAGCUUGCUUUGUUGGAAAAAGUGCUCGACGAAGCAGAUUUAAGACUCAACAUUCUCAUAGUACUAAUAAUUUAGAAGACGCUUUCUUGAGAAGUCAGUAGAUCAGUCUAGAUGUCUACUUUCACACUAUGUAUAGUUGUAUACUCUGAUCCGUCUUUACAUUUUUGUGUUUUGAGGUAAUAUAGGGAUUAUGAAAGAAAUAGAAGAGAUGAAAAUAGAUAUCCACCAAGAGCAGCUCUGUACAACUAAGUGUAAGGUGGCUCAUUUGUUUCUUUUUCUUGUAGCCGUAUACAGAUGUUUUUAUCUUGAGUUUAGGUGCUAUAAUCUAGAUCUACUUUGUUCUUACAGCUCUUAGCUGUAAACAUGAACAAUAGCACAACGUGACCAUCUUAGCGUUUACAUCCUCCCUCAUUCCUGUACUUCUCGGCUCUUUUCUCACGCAUACCAGUUUUUCUGGUAGCUCUUCUAAUAGAUGGGGAGAAAAUGAAGGUGAAGGCGUUUGUGAAAGAUUCGACGUUGGCAAAAAAGCUAAAAGCUUCCGAUUUACAAGUUUCCCGUGUCGAAUGCCGUGCUGGCGCAUUGAUUGACUGCGUCACCUUCGUUCGAGCAGCUGAGGACAACUCAAGCAUCAAGGAAAAUGAGAUUCGUCAGGUCGCUGGUAACCCAGACGGUGGUGCUUUGCAAGAACCCUGGGCCUUGGCUCCAGGCGAGAUGGUGGUGGCUGCUAAGCAGGCUCUUGUUGGGGAACAACAGAACAAUCCUGGUAAAACCGAGCUGUUAGCCUUGUCCUUAACAACGAAUUUUGGGCGUGUCUGCAAUUUCGGGAAAUGGACAGACUUCUCGUCUGGACCGAUCACUUGGACAAACAGAGCGUGCUAUCGCGGUCCUUACCGUGGUAACGAACUCGUUGCCCCUGGAACAAGCGAUGCAGCCAAGACUACGAGUGCUUGCAUCGGUGUCGAAUUGCAGUGGAACCAGGGAUUUUGUCCCGGGUUAGUGGGAAUGACCUGCCGAAGCCUGGAUCCCACUGUGAGUAAAGCAGUGAAAGCGGAUACCAAAAAGAAAACCCAUUUUAAGGCUUUUUUCCCCUAAGAGUGAGUCCAUCUUCAGACAUCAGAGGCAUCUUGUUGCUUGGGGCACCCUCCUCUCCAAGGGUGGAAAACCAGACCCAAGAAGAUCACUGAUUUUCAGGAUGGAUAUGGAAGAUUGUUCCCCUUCGUCCCCCAGCAGAUCUAUUAUUUGUAGUUCUAACUAUUGCCCUCAGUGUGAGUGUCAGUAUGAGGAGAUCGACGUGACAGAGAUGGGGUGGCCAGAAGACAGCGAAUACCCAGGUGAUGCAGUCAAAUGGAUCUGCAAUUAAGGCCUCACUUAAUCCAUCUUUUAGCUCUUCAUCUGCACGCUGUUUUCAAACAAGUAGAAAAGUGGACACAUAUGAGGCAAAAGAUGGGCUAGUUGUAGUAAAUUGAUUGUGAGUUCUAAUGUAAGGAGUGUGACGAGUGGGUCUGCGACGAACUGGCAAACUGUGAACAUGAUAAGAUUCUCUACUGCAAAAACUGCAAUUAUUGUAAGCACGCUCCCGGAUUUGGAUGCAAUGAAGAUGAUGGAGCAGGCGGUGAUGGAAAGAACUUAAGGCUAGUAGACACUCACUUCGAACACAGUCAGUCUGGUGUGACCACGAGGUGUCCUGACCCGUCGAUGAGAUUAAGCAACUCACGCAAGAACUGCAGAUAGUGAGUGUCUCGCGUUAAGAAACGAAGAGAAGCGACCAUCGUCCUCGCGCAAAAAGAGCAGCUAUCGUGUUUCAGGUGCAUCGCAAGAGCAAGGUCUUCAAUUAAGGCUGAAAAUAUUUCAUUUCCAAGAGUCAUUUUUCUCUGUAUAGCUAUAGAUAUUAAUGAAUGUUAAUCCUUCUUAAAAAAAUCUUGAGAAAUGGGCUACAGAAAUGAUAAUGAAGUUGAGCAAAUAUCUUGAGUUCUAAUUGAAGCUGGUCUUCACAAUUUGAAGCGUCUGCCUCUCGAGCUGCGUUUGUAUUACGAGAAUAAUCGUCGACUUCUCACCUUUGCCCUUGGCGAUCAGUUAGGAGGUGACGAAAACCUCCGUGACAACCCUUUAUUGGUCGGCGUCACCCAUCGCGACAUGAUUCGCUUCAUCGCACAAUUGGCCUCCAAUCCAGACCGAUACUUCUGGGAAGAUCAAGCCCGAAUGUGCCCGCCUCCCGCUGUUAAGGCUGUAGUAGUUGAUCAUUCACGCGAUAUCGAUAAUUCAUUCAUUCUUUCAUAUGAAGAUUCUCCUCGUAUGUAUUAGACUGAUUCAUCUCAGCACCUACGCAUAAUUUCAUCCAGUAUAUAAAUAUAAUUUCCUUCAUGCAUGAUAGAUCUUAAUUUUGUUUCUUUUCUCUUAUUCGCUAGACGAGAGCGAGACUGUUUCAGUUUCUGUCAUUAUUGCGUUCUGAGUUUACAACCAACAGGCAGGUGGCCUAGAACAAUAAUGAAACUUGAGAAAGUGAAUUCUUCAGCUACAACUCAGACUCACACGAGGACGAUCAACAAUCAUUAAACGAGUUUUCUAUCUCGACGAAAGCCACGAUUACCACCACCUUUUCCCCUUUCUCGCUUCUUCGACUUCUAAAACAAAGGGCCGUCUGGAAAAAGAUGAGGAUCCGGCAUUUGGCUUGCGCAGAUUGGAACUUUUUCUUAUGAACGGUGAUCCUAUUUUCGGUGCUGAGUCUGGAAAGCGUCGAGCGAGCGCCUUGGAGAAUCAACUCACCCCAGAGAAACUCGCUCAAAUUUUGCCGAAUGCUGCAGAUGAUGAUGUACUACUUAAUAUUACGAAUCAUGCUUGUUCUUGUUCAGUUUCAGAUAAAAAUUUCUAGGGUUGUUCUACUUCAUGUAGUUCAUCUACUGGUGCUCCUUGAGCAUGCUAGAAGAUAGAAGGUCUUGAAAAUCUAGGUACUUACUUGAGCAUUAAACUGUCAAUAGAACAAGUUCUUCAGACAUCUUCAGCGUCUUCACGCUCGUCAACAUUUGUUCUCCUCCGGUGUACAGCACAUUUGAUUCGUUCCUCACAUCCGGAUUUUUCCCAACAGCAAAAUCAAGUCGAUUUGAAAGAUGUGGGGAUUACUUUCGACGACACGGGUGCUGGACGCAGGGCAGUGGGGCCUAAGCUGUCACCUAUUUGGAUGUCUGGGGAACUGCCCAGUCAUGUUUGCGAGGACGAGGACUCGCAACCAACGGCUAAGGAUUCGAUUAUGGCUUGCCGUAAUUCAUCUUAAAAUAAAGGCAUCUUUGGAUACGAUUUCAAGGGGAAUACAUGUCAAAGAUGCGUCUUAAGCUGAAUAUUAUCGGUAUUAAGCUCUAAUUUCAAGGACGCCAAAUUGGUCAACAACGUUCGUUCCUACUUUGAGCAAGAGGCUUUGACCAAGGUGAUUACCGACUUACAACCAGAUGAUGGAGCUGCUGAUGAUACUACAGGAGCAGAAGGAGCGUUGACGGCUGAUGAGAAUUUGUUGCGCAACAUCGUCCCACCUUGGAUCAAGUACGAGGAUUUCACGAUUGGGGAUUUGCGUGCGACUGGUGCAGUGCCGAUGGCGCUUUGGAGCUACCAUCGGGAGCUUUUUUCCCUGACUGCGGAGUACGUCUUCGUCAAUGAAGAUGGUGAGGAGCUAAAUUAAGGCUCCUUCCGGGAAUCCUUUCCAUGAUCUUCAGAAGCAUCUACUUAAUUAUCUUGCGGCACUCCCCUAUCUCUAAGGGAAAAUCAGACCCAACAAGAGAUGCUGCACCCCUCUAAGGGAAAAACAGCCCCAAGAUGACUUUCUUCAAGUAGUAGAUGGAUUCCGGGAGGGUCAAGAUCUUCUAAUUCAAGGAUGAACAAAAACUCUCGGAGAUUGAUUACCACAUUGCGGGACUUUUUCUGAAACCGCUAUUUGGCAAAGAUGACAAGCGGCCCUCCACUCGAAACAGUUCAACUUCCAGGAGAAGAUCUUCGUACCUACUACUUUGUCACUUACGUACUAUUCAAGAACAGCCAGGCCACGAAUUCUACUUGUCGCUGCUACUUCCGAUGAAUGCUCACUCUGUCUCUGUCUGAACACGCGCCGCCCGCCCAGGAACCAACGCUGAUAUAUUAUAUAUAAGAGGAGCAUGCCGCACAACAUUGCUGCAAGCGCCACGCCCAGGGUAUAUCGCGCCGGUGAUUGCCCAUUUUUGUGAAUGCUAGCCGCCUGCGUAACCGCGAUCGCCCAUUUUCAUGAACGCGGCUAGCCACACGCGUAGGUCGCCCAUUAGGACUAGACAUAAAGCCCGCCGCGUAGCCGCGAUCGCCCAUUUUCAAAGUUUGGCGCCCGCAGCUUACAAGUGAGUGGUCGAGCAAGUAACGAAGAUCGCCUGCUAUUUUGAAUCAUGAAGAUGAGUAUGAAUGAUUGAAAUAGAAUAGGUCCCGCGACGCUCAAAGCACACAAAGUAAAUUAGCCGGCUAAUUUCCCUCGAUGGUUCGGAGAUCGUUCGCAGUCCCUAUAAUUUGCAAUAUGUUAUAUAUUGAUAUUGAUGAUUCUCGUAUUACUCACGAUGUAACAAGCAUCAAGGUAUUACUUCUUCCGCUACAGGAAAGAAAAAGCGCACCACUACCGCUAGUUCUUGUUACUAAGACUAAGUACUAGAAGUUGCAGAAGUAGAACUAGAAGAGCCUAAUGAUCCUGUGCUCAUCCCCUCCUAAGCUAUUCGGGAUGCACAGAAUAGAGUCAACGUCAAUAUCGUUCUUAAAUCAUUCAUAAACAAUACUCAUACUCAACCUCAGCGUGAAACAUUUUCUCCAGGCAACGUCGUAGUUCUUCCGGCAUGGAUGAAAUCCAGCACAUGGUGGAUGAUGAGUCCCAUCCCUAUUUUGCGCUGACGCACGAGCUCGCGUGUAAACUCGCUGGCUAUUCGUCCUUAAAUCAGACUGACGCCAUACGUUAAGGCAAGUGCAUGUUGAUGAAGAUGUUGUCAAUAAAUACUAGUAACGGAGUCGAAUAGAAGGAGCAGGUACCGGCGGAUCUCGAUGUGAAGGAUCCAUGACCUAACCUAACCUAACCUAACUAAGAACUCAUCAGCCGCAUGUAGUUCAUCGGAAACAAAAUCAAAAAGUGGUAGUAGCACCAGCCGCGUCUGUCGUGACUGUGACGCGUCAUACUAAUGAUAGGUGAGAGUGAGUAGAGUUGUAAGAGAGUCCCUCGUGUGUCGUGCUGGGGAUUCUCUUUCUCAACCUAGUAUGUAAUGAUAAUCCUUCUACAAGCACUAGCACGCCCACCCACACUCAAGUUCCUUCUAAGUUAUGGCUUUCUACGGCGAGGAUGGUCCUCGAGUCUCCCAAGUAAUGGAUGCGAGAGUUGAGGACGAAGAAGUUGAGAUGGCUGCCCACAUUGUGAAUGCAUUUUAUGGCAAGAACCCUCUGGCAGUCGACAGCACGUGGACGCGCUUUAUUUUACGGGUUUCCGAAUUACAUCCCUCACUACCUCCAUCCCUGGCGCUUUUCCUAGUAGAAAAGACGCUAGGGAUGUCCGGGAUCGGGGGAGUGUAAUUCCGUAGCCUCUAAUUAUUUUGGAUGCACGCAGGAACUUUGGUCGAGAAAUGGAUGAGUACCGUUCGGGCGAACUCGGUGGUGGGGAAUUGGCUUUCCUGAUAUUCCCGGUGGGAGCGCGCAACAAAGGGCAAGACGAUCUAAAUCAAUUUUUCGACCUGGAUGCGGAACAAGUUACAGAGUACUCUGAGUCCGACGGUUUGUCGAAGUUGAACAAGCUUGUCGUGUGGCACGACAGCAAGAAGGUUUUGGGCAUGCAAUCCUUUUGGAAAGCUGCUGCGGAGGACGGCUUGAAGGGCUAUCCCGUGCGCUGUGAUUUAGCCCGUGCCUUCGGACUCAGUGGGCGUUGGCUUGUCCGCGAAGAGGGCGAACAAUGUUCGACCUUCUACACCUUCAACGACAACUUUACAUUCGCUCGCUCAGAUGCAAAGAAGUAUGGAGACGCCACGUUUUACCGCUUGCAAACUCCCCUCAAUUUAAGGAUUGGAUGAACUAUUGACCACCUAGUAGACCUCUCAUCGAUCUAUGAGCAUAAUUAUAUAUGUUCCAGGGGUCAGCGUCAGGGGUCGGUUCCUUUGGCCGUUCUCUUCCACCACUGUGCUGCACCACAAAUCCAUCCACAACGGGGGGGGCCUCCACCCCUGGAACAUCUGGAGUUUAAAUCUAUGCUGAAUCUAUGAACGUGUGUUAAUAUUCAAUUUCAAGUAGGAAAGUCUACCUCAUAGAUACGAUGUUAGGGGACGAUAGAUAGUUAGAGUGAGUCAUAGAUAUGUUAGGGGAUAGUUAGAUUGGUCAAGAACUUUCGACCCCUGCUAAUGAAUCCUGAAGUAGACCCGCAAAAAAAUGGAAAAAAACGUACUGAAAUUGGAAACAUGCGCUUACCGGAAAAAAACGUUGCUGUGCCUUGUUCGAUGACCAGCACCGAAGCUGCGCCUGGGUUUUCCUUCAACUCCUCUCUAUUAAGGCUUGCCCUAAUCCAUCUUCUGAAGCAUCCUGAGUAGCCUUUUCAAGGGGAAAAGGGGAGCGUGAUGCUUUUCAGGAUGGAUCAGAGUGAGCUCUAACUCCUGGCACCACCGACAACAUUUUGCGUGAUCAGUUCUUCUUCGAUCCUUCGAACAGAGACGCAGCGCCUUUCUUCGAAUGGCCAAGCGAGGACGAUGAAAACAUGGUGACCCGCCAAAUCAUUGACGACAUCGACUUGUGCCCAUCCUUACAUGGUCUUUUCUUAAGGCUCCUACCCCUAAUCGAUCCAUUGAUUCUUCUUCUCUAGGCGUAGGCUACCUCUUCUCUAGGCUACCACAACUACUUAGGGGGAUUCCUCUAGAGUGAUCCAGCCCUCUAGGUAAAGUAUUCUUACUCAAGACAAAAACUAUAGUAGUACUCGUAGUUCACGACAGGUGGAAUGGAUUAUAAUUAUUUGAUAUGGAUGUUGCUGGUUCUAAUUUUCUGUUCUAUCACUUGGCGUGUCUUGGCACCGCAGCCUAAGGAUCAGGCGAUUGAUGUGAACGGUGAAACCGUUGCGAAAAUGAAGUGGACCCGCGUCGACGUUGAAGGUGGCGAGGAAGACAACCUUCCUACUGAUGUGAAGGCCCUGAAGCGUUUGCGCGACGAGGUGAAGGUUACCACACUGGAAUUGCAGGACGAUGAAAGCAUCGCGCAAGUCCGUGUUUAUGUGAACAAUGGUGGUCAACAGGAAUUCGUCAACGCGCAGGGUCUCGACCACGUUGCGGGCGUAAGGGUUGUCACGACAAAGAAACAGGUGCUGCUGUGCGGAAAUACGGAUACGUUCUACUCAAAAGAUACGCACCAUGAAUUCUUGGCCUAUUACGACUUCAACUUUGAUGUUCCAGAUGGGGGAGAACAAGAUAAGGUGUUUGCGGGAUUUCAUGGAGGUUGCCGUAACGGGAAACUUGUGUCAUUGAACGCGCUCAACCGCAAGGAGGCGAAGGGAUUGUUGGCGAUUCCUACCGCUGGGGAAGAUUGUUGAGACUAGAUUGUUGUAUUUAAGCCAUUUGUAAUAUGCAAGUACCAGCGCACCUAGCAGGGGCUAACGCUGAGGUACAUAUUGAGUGAAACUAAAUCGGUACAUAUUAAGUAAAACUAAAUGAUUAUGAUGUAGAAAAUAAAAUGUAAGUACUAGUACUAAAUGACUGCGUCCUCGUUUCUUUGAAGCAGAUGUCGUACUGUUGUCUCGGAGGAGGUCGAGGUAUUUCCAGCGAGCAUUUGUAUUCUAAGCCGUGUAGAAAAGUAUCAUAGUAUCCUCGUCUACGUAUUAACGAUUUUUUUUUAGGUGCACGGACGGCGUCUUCAGAGAAAAAUUUUAUUGAUCAUAUCGAUAUGUAUGAGGAUAUUAACGGUGGAUAUUAAGAAGCUUAAAUAAUAAGAACAAGAAGUUUAUCAUCGCAAGUUAAAGUAACAGUUUUCAAAGCAGUAGAAUUUGGGGGUGUUUCUACUAGAACCAGGACAAGCAGUGACGAUUCUUCUAGCACUUUUACGCAACUACUUCAUUCUCUUGUUGUGCUCCAUGAUUGAUUGUUCAUCGUCCUCGUCCUGGUUGUUACGAAAGAACUGUAAAGUCCGUCAAAUAAGUGACGCUAGCGAAUACGUAGAUCGCGAUAGCUGAAGUGAUUCUAGGAUACUAGAACGACAUCAAGGACUCAUAAUUACAACACAUCAUAAUGCAAAUGAUCGGCAUAUCUGGUUUUGAAAAAAGGAGUAGAAUGUAUCAGACAGAAAUGAUUUGCGCAACAGAUCUCCUGUACUUGCGCAACAGAUCUGUAUUUCUAACGUAAUUUUUUCAAUUUUCAAGAGCGAGAAGCCAGUGAGGACGCGACGUCCUAGCGUAUGUAUUCACCUGCUCUCUUCUCCUACUUAUGAAUGUGGUUGUGCGAGUCCUC